CACAUACACACAGAGUUUGUAGUUUGCCCUGGUUAGUCAGGGACACAGCAGAGUUGGAAUACUGGACUAAACUUUGCUGCUGGAAUACAGUCAAAGCAACAAGCCAAACACAGGAGUCCGCUACAAAAGGAAUCCCUACCGAAGGAAGGAUGAUGAUUUCAACUCUCCCUAAAGUACUCUGAAAGGCUUGCUUGGCUGCUCUCUUUACCGAACGCUUGCAGUUGCAUUGGGAGAAAUCACUCAACCACCCUUUGAAUCAAAAGUAAAAUGGAGGAGGGAUAUGAACUUGACCUGACCUAUGUGACAGAACGCAUCAUUGCUGUGUCCUUCCCCCGGGCCUGCUCAGAGGAGACAUACCUACAUAACCUCAAAGAUGUCACACGCAUGCUUAAGUCAAAACACGCCGACAACUACCUGGUGAUCAACCUGUCGGAGAAGAGGCAGGACCUUACAAAGAUGAACCCUAAGACACUGGACACAGGCUGGCCUGACCUUCAUGCUCCUCCACUGGAUAAGAUCUGUACCAUCUGUAAGGCCAUGGAAAACUGGCUUCAGACCGACCCACUGCAUGUGGUUGUUAUCCACUGCCGAGGAGGGAAAGGCCGUAUUGGGGUCAUUAUCUCCUCCUUUGUGCAUUUCACAGACAUCUCUGCCAGCGCUGAUCAGGCACUGGAUCGCUUUGCCAUGAGAAAGUUCUAUGACGACAAGGUCUCUGCUUUGAUGACUCCCUCUCAGAAAAGAUACGUAUGGAUCUUGAACAGUCUCUUGAAUGGCUCGAUGAAGAUGAAUGCCUCUCCACUCUUCCUCCACUGUAUCAUCUUUCACGGCAUCCCAAACUUUGACAGCUCGGGAGUCUGUCGUCCGUAUCUGAAGGUGUACCAAGGAAUGCAACCUGUCUACUCUUCAGGAGUUUAUAACAUUGGACCAGGCCACAGAAACCGGAUCUGCAUAGUCCUACAGCCAGCCCAGCUCCUGAAAGGAGACAUCAUGAUAAAGUGCUACCAUAAGAACGGGCCGUCUCAGCGCGAGGUGAUCUUUAGAAUGCAGUUUCACACUGGUGCCGUGCAGGGAUACAACCUCAUGUUUGAGAAAGAGGACAUGGAGCAUGCUAAUAAAGAUCCCAGAUUUCCAGAUUAUGGAAAAGUGGAGCUGGCAUUCUCUGAGGGCCCAGAGAGGAUUCAAGGGUCGGAACGCUGGCAGAAUGGUCCUAACGUUACUAUUGACUACAACACAAAUGACCCUCUAACCCGCUGGGACUCCUACCAGAACAUUUACAAUGGAGAAGCUUCGCCCUCCCAGCGCCAGGGUCCAACCCUGGACAGCUCCUCCCCUAAGAGAAGCCCACCCAUCACCUCCAUCACGUCCAGCCCCGAGCAGAGUGACCACGCCCUGUCAGGGAGCAGCGACUCGGGGCUCUCCAGUGCCUCCCUCUGGACCGAGCGCAGCCGUCCAGUGCCAGGCACCAAGACCCCCGGGCCCAGCCAGGAGGAGAAGGCCCAGCUCCAGCGGCUGCUGAGCGGCUUCGGACUGGAGAUGGAGACGGCACUGGCUUCGGCCGGCCGGUGCGUGGCAAAUCCGACACAGGUUCAUGUUAACGGCAACACCCGGCCGAAAGAGCGGGAGACGGACAUCCUGGACGACGAAAUCCUCAUGAUGGGUCAUGACCUGCGGAGCGUGGACAGUUUGGGGACCCUCUCCUCGUCCUGUCACAAGAGCAGCCAGAACUCGCUGCUGUCAGAUGGUUUUGGGAGCCCUAGUGUGGCUGAGGAAUCCAUGUCGCACCCUCACCAUAGUUCUGCUGCCAUAGAGGAGUACGAGCGAGCAUAUGCUGACGGGCGGAGGGGCUGCUUUGUGCAGCAGAGGACUGUCCCCUCACCCUCCGGUGCAGGGCCCAGAGCACAGUCCUCAUUCCGACAGGGGAGCUACUCCACACACACCUGGGUCCGGCAGCAGCAGAUGGUGGCCGCCCAUCAGUAUGCCUACCUGCCUGCCGAAGGUGAAGCCCAGGAGAAUUACUCUCUGGACAAACAUGCUUGUCUGGCUACCGCCUCAAUGGGUCCCGGCAUUGGCAGGGAUGGCGGGGAAGUUUUGCGGACGGCGGACAUGUUGCCGAGCCUUGGCCAGCGACUCGAGAAGCAUCAUGAUGAGGAAUUCAACUCUCUCACAGUGGACAUUGACAACUCUAUCGACCAGUUAAACCAGCUCAUCAUGGACCUGGAUCCCACUUUUGUGCCCAUUCCCACUCGCACCAGUUCAGUCAAGAAAACUGGAGGCAUGCAUGCCAAUGGUCCGAUUGCAACCUGUGACAGUAGUGUAACACACAGGCCUCAGCAGCCAGCUGUGCCUCCCACAGACAGUUUACGCAGCGUGAGUCUGCAGCCGUCUGGAGAUGUGACGGACCACUUGGGUGUGUGUGCCAGCCCAGUGUGGGUGCUGAACGAGGAACUCUCUGACAGACCAACAUGCAGUCCCUCUGAGUCACAGCAUGUUGGUCUGUACAGAACAGACAGUGUUGAAUACAGGGCUCCGAGCUCUGAGCUGGACAGUGGAGUGGAGACAGGCAGUGAGAUGGUACCACCUACGCCCGCAUUUCCCAUAUCACCUCCCACACCUUACGUUAAGAGCCUGGAUGACUCCUUACAGUACCGACAAACUCCAUCUCCCAGCAUGCCUCUGUAUGCAUACAGGACAGAUCAGGAUAUUAUUCGUCAUACACCUUUGACCCCUGAUGACCCACAGAGGUCAUUCGGACACUCUCUCAGCAUUGGUGGGACACUGUCCAGGUCAGACAGUCCAGCCCAGUCUUCCUGGCAGGAGCCUGGUCAUCCCUCCGUCUCAUCCCAGCGCACCAGCACCGCAGACUACAGCCAGCACUCUCCUCCAUCCUCCCGUGGGCAGCCCCUCCCCCACCCGGCCCCCAAUGCCCACAGCUCUCCACGAGGCAGCCAGAGGACCAGAGUCACCCAGCACACGCUCACUCACAGCCCUGCCCAGGGAGGCCAAGAGCCAGACGGCAUGAACGCAGGGUUCUCCUCCCCCAUUCCUGCCAUGCUCCACCACUCAGAUGUGGGGGCACUCAGCCUCCACCAGCAGCAGCAGCACCUCCAGCCACCCCUGCCUGAGAAGAGGAGGGUGUCUGACGGGGAGAGUUCGCUGGGCUCUGCCUCCGUGCUGCACAGUGGCUUUUCCAGUCCUCACAGCGGCAGCUCUCUGAGUAUCCCUUUCCCCAGCUUACUGCCUGAGCUCCAGGGCAGGGCCAGCAGCCUUAGCUCUCCCUCCUCACUGCCAGAUGUGCUGACCAGUAGGCAGGUGACUGUCAAAUUUGUGCAGGACACAUCAAAAUACUGGUACAAGCCUGACAUAGCCAGAGACCAAGCUAUUGCUGUGCUGAAGGACAAAGAACCAGGCUCCUUUAUCAUACGAGACAGCCAUUCCUUCAAAGGAGCUUAUGGAUUGGCUAUGAAGGUGGCCACGCCUCCUCCCUCAGUCCUUCAGCAGAGCAAGAAGGGAGGGGACUUGUCCAAUGAGCUUGUCCGUCAUUUCCUAAUUGAAUGUUCACAGAAAGGAGUUCGACUGAAAGGAUGUCCAAAUGAGCCAUAUUUCGGCAGCCUGACAGCUCUGGUCUGCCAGCACUCCAUCACUCCACUGGCACUGCCAUGUAAACUAAUCAUCCCAGACAGAGACCCAUUGGAGGAUGUCACUGAGUCACCUUCUCAGACCAUCUCUAACUCUGCGGCAGAGCUGCUGAAGCAAGGGGCAGCCUGUAACGUGUGGUAUUUGGGUUCGGUGGAUAUGGAGUCCCUGACAGGCUCUCAGGCUGUACAGAAGGCCACCACUGACACACUGAACAUGGACCCUCCCCCCAUCUCCACGGUCGUCCACUUCAAAGUCUCCUCACAAGGGAUCACACUCACAGACAACCAAAGGAAGCUGUUUUUCAGAAGACAUUAUGCUGUGAACACAGUCAUAUUCUGUGCUUUAGAUCCUCAGGACAGACAAUGGAAAAGGGAUGGCUAUGCAGCAGCAAAGAUUUUUGGGUUUGUGGCACGGAAGACCGGCAGCGCUAUGGAUAACGUCUGUCACCUGUUCGCAGAGCAUGACCCAGAACAGCCUGCCAGCGCAAUCGUCAACUUCGUCUCCAAGGUGAUGAUCGGCUCGCAAAAGAACAGUUAAAUCCACCCAUGAACUUGAAUUUACUCUUCCGUGGUGGAGUAAAUAACUGGAGAUCUACUUCCCCAACGAUGGCAUCACAACAUCACAUGAACCAAUGGGAUUGUAGGUGUUGUCACCAUGACUACUUUAGAGGAUGUGAGUGAGAUAAGAAACGUGGAAAGAAGACCGAGUUCUGCAGUAUAAACAAAACUCAACAAAUCAAGAAAAAGAACCGAAAAAUGGACAUGUAACUAUUUAUGUACUGGUGUAUGACAUGGUGUAUUUAAUUGUUUGUUUGUAAUUUCAGAAUUGGACUGUUGCCUUCACAACACAUCUGGGUGGGGCUGUUUCUCUGUGUUUGAACAUUGAAAUUUUAAGCCAUUCAGAUAAUUUUGUCUGAGGAAGGGUGAAUUGCUAUCAGUAAAUAUACAGACUUCUGUGUUCGAUUAAGUUCUGUUCUUGAAAAUGACCAAAGAAGGCCCUUCCUGAUGACCCUUCCAUAUUGUUCUAAAGCCCCUUUAAACACAUCCACUGGUAAUUACUCUGUAAAUAUUAUAUAUUCAGAGUUAGGCUGAUUACCUCUCACCUUUGCAUUCUAAAAAUAAAGAAAAAAGAUCUAAUUAUUGUACUUCUGUAAGUUCGCUUUGUGCAAGUUAAAAAAGGAUCUCUGAUCUAUGCAAGCUGUAUUGUGUAAUUAUUGCUUUAAAUAUUAAAGUUGUUUGACCUGUUUUCAUUCCUAGAUGUACUGAUAUCAGCUAGCUCCCUAGGUUGGUUAUCUUUUACGCGACUACUAUUACAGUCAACCCAUUUUUAAUAUGUACAACCUUUUACUAUUUUUAAAAUGCAAUAGAAAGCAACAUAAGAGUAUUUUUGUAUUUAAACCCUAAUAUAUUCUACAUUUAGAUAUAAUUAUGUACCCAACAUGUAUGUAAUGAUUUCUGUUUAAUGGAAUUAUAUACCCUGCACACGUAUACAAGGACGUACGUUUAAUGAAAUAAAUUCACUAUGAUGCAACACAAAGUGCCUUUAGGCCACUCACAUCUCAAAUAGGUUUUCUUCAAUGAAAAGCUUUGUUAAAUGCUCAAGUGUUUGAAAAAUAUUUUUAUAUUUUUUAUCUUACUGAGGCGUAGGAAGAGAAAUCUAUGUAUGUUUCGUCAUAAACUGUUGUCUAAGUAGUUGUGUGAUGCAUAUUUGAGUUAUAUACUGAUACAAGUGGCGUUUUCAUUGUGUCAUAUAUGGUUUCGUGUCUGUUAUGGUGUGUGUCUCCCAGAUGAUAUGUAAAUAUGACCUCACUGGGGUUAAUUGACAGGUCAUUAACCAAUCAAAAGGUCCUGACUGGGCUGUCAGCAAUAACAAGGAUAAAGACAAAUUGAAACGAACUAGCUAGACUAGGAUCCAUGCUGUUCACUCUUUAGUUUUCCUCUGAAAAAUCAUAUUAAUGUAUUCUUUAUGGAGAGGGACCAAGACAAGAAUUUCGGUAAAAUCUGACUAUACUUAUGAUUAUAAUCGAAUAUCCAUUGAAUGUUUCCAAUGUAUGUAUUGUUGAUGGUAAUAAUGUGUACAUAAGUCACACUGUGUUGUGAAGCGUGUGAUGCUGACUGAGAGACCAUUGUUGACAAAUGUGUGAACUGUAUUGUCAGUGUUGGAGACGAUAUAAAUAAAGGGCAAACCUGUC
Molecule: messenger RNA, 5827 nt
Organism: Chanos chanos (milkfish)
Lineage: Eukaryota; Metazoa; Chordata; Actinopteri; Gonorynchiformes; Chanidae
Gene: tns3
Product: tensin 3
Exons: 27
Coding region: 268-4173 (1301 amino acids)
Biological process (GO): dephosphorylation
Cellular component (GO): focal adhesion
Molecular function (GO): protein binding
Source: RefSeq, a predicted model, not a curated record